UGCCGUCUCUCUCUCCUCUACUCUGUCUGUUUGUUGCGCCUGCCUGCGUGUGGGGGGAGCCGAGCGCCCUUCUCUCUCCCUAUCCCCCUCCCUCUCGCUUCCCCUACCCCCAUUCUGCCAUUCCACAGCCCAAACCCACCGUCUUGCAGUGGGGGGAGGAGGAAGGGGAUAGCACCGCCGGCUGCCGCUUGCCGCAGGUGAGCGCCGGAGCCUGCACUGUUUCUUUCUUCUUGGUGCUGCCGAUGUGAUGAACUGCCAUUGCUGGGGUCGCUGGGAUCUGGGCCGGGCAGCUUGUUCCGCCGGUGCGGUUUGGUUGCCUAGUGCCGUUCGCCGAUCUUAGCGUGUGCGCCGGGAUCCGGGGGCCGGUUCUUGGUGUUCUUGGUGCGAAGGAGGGAUUGGGGAGCAGGCGUGAGGGGCCGAGUUUGGAUGGGUUUCGCCUGUUUCGCUGCGUUUCUUAGGAUCUAGGCCUUCUUGGUUCUUGCUCUCCGCGGUGGCAGCGGUGUGGCGCGAGGGUUUUGCAAUGUCGGUGGGAUUUGGGAGGUAGAUGAGAUCUCCAGCGGAUUUGUCCCUCGCAGGCGUUAGAUCUGUGCAAAGCGUGCGACUUCAAUUGCUGCAAAUUUUCAAUGGGUGUUUCAGGUUCUUCAGACGGUUCACCUUCUGCUGUGCUGGAGUGCUGAUGCAAGGCUUUCAAAAGUUCAACAAUCUCACUUGACGCAACACAAUCACUCUGAAGGUAUAGUUGGAUCGGUCAUUUCAGAACAUGGGUUCGCGGUUUCCAUCUCACCAGCUAAGCAAUGGCCUCUAUGUCUCGGGCCGACCUGAGCAACCCAAGGAGAAGGCCCCAGUCAUGUCCUCCGCAGCUAUGCCAUACACUGGUGGUGACUUAAAGAGAUCUGGAGAGCUUGGAAAGAUGUUUGAUCUCCAUAGGAAAUCUGGUCCUUUGGGUAAUCAACCUUCAAGGAAUACUUCAUUUGGUGGUGCUGCCUCCAACUCUGGACCAGUUUCUAAUGCCGCUGGUCGCUCGAACUACUCUGGUUCCAUUUCAUCGGCAGUUCCUGGCACUGGAGGAUCUUCAAGGACAAAAUCUAAUUCUGGAUCUCUCAAUAAGCAUGGAGAACCAACAAAGAGGUUGUCUGGCCCCCAAUUAGGUGGAGUAACCCCCAUGGCCCGCCAGAACUCUGGCCCUCUGCCUCCUGUUCUUCCUACAACUGGGCUAAUUACAUCAGGUCCAAUCACCUUGGGUCAGAUGAAUUCAUCCGGUGCUCAAAGGAAAGUAUCAGGCCCUCUUGAUCCUAGUGUAUCAAUGAAGAUGCGUACUGCCUCUUUUGCACACAACCCAGCUGUCACAAAUCUCAAUGCAGAAGAUGGUUACUCGAUUAAGGGCAGCAUUCCAACAGCAAUAAUGUGGUUGGUUGCGUUGCUUUUUGUGGUUGGGUUCGUGGCAGGUGGCUUCAUUCUUGCUGCUAUUCAUAAUCCAAUCUUGCUCAUAGUUGUUGUGGUGAUAUUUGGUUUUGUUGCUGCACUUAUCACCUGGAACAUCUGCUGGGGAACAAAAGGUGUGACUGGGUUUGUCAGUCGCUAUCCUGAUGCAGAUCUUAGAACUGCAAAAGACGGAGAGUAUGUGAAGGUUACUGGGGUUGUUACUUGUGGAAAUUUGCCCCUUGAAUCCUCAUUCCAACGGGUUCCGAGAUGUGUUUACACUUCCACUUGCUUGUAUGAGUAUAGGGGUUGGGAUUCAAAAGCUGCCAACACUACACAUCACCGAUUUACUUGGGGACUCAGGUCAAUGGAGCGACAUGCAGUGGAUUUCUACAUCUCUGAUUUUCAAUCUGGGCUGCGUGCACUGGUCAGAACAGGAUUUGGUGCACGUGUAACCCCAUAUGUUGAUGAGUCUGUUGUUAUCGACAUAAACCCAGACAACAAGGACAUGUCGCCUGAGUUCCUAAGGUGGCUGAGGGGAAGGAACCUCUCGAGUGAUGAUCGGAUCAUGCGCCUGAAAGAAGGUUACAUCAAGGAGGGCAGCACUGUUAGCGUGAUGGGUGUUGUCCAAAGGAACGAGAACGUGCUGAUGGUAGUUGCUCCUGCUGAACCCAUCUCCACUGGCUGCCAGUGGGCCAAGUGCAUGCUCCCAACCAGCCUCGACGGCCUGGUCCUGAGGUGUGAAGAUACAUCCGACAUGGAUGUGAUACCAGUCUAGGUAGGGAGCUUGGCUCUGCUGAUUCUCUGGUUUGGAGAAAGAGAGAAAAAAGAUGCCUUGACUUUUGUUUUGGUUUUCAGUGGGAUGUUAGGAUUGAAAGAAUGUGCAAAUGCAGGGUGUGAUUAUAUGGGCUAAGUAAGUACAAUUUCAGUGGAUGGUCAGUUACCUGGGGCUUGGUUGUAUAGUAUAUUAUAUGUAAUUUUCUCUUCUUUUUUUUUGGUUGAGCCAUGGGUGAUACUUGUAACAUGGAUGGCUUGAUGUCAGUACUACCUACCUACCAUGGAGCCUGUUUGGAGAUUCAGUGGUUUCUAGUUUAUAUUAUGUUUUUUUUUUCUUUUUGUUGUAGGGUUCCAGCAACAUCAUGAACCCUGCAAUUUCCAGUUUGUACCUAUGAUCUCCACAAAACAAAGUUCUCUUCACAUGGUAGGUAUAUUUGCAAUAUUAA
Molecule: messenger RNA, 2642 nt
Organism: Panicum virgatum (switchgrass)
Lineage: Eukaryota; Viridiplantae; Streptophyta; Magnoliopsida; Poales; Poaceae
Exons: 5
Coding region: 761-2197 (478 amino acids)
Source: RefSeq, a predicted model, not a curated record